CUCCCCCAUGACUCCACAGCCACAUUAAAACAUGCGGCGGUUAUUCAAACUGGCAGCAGAACUAGUUCUUCAUACACCCACUAAUUCUUAUUCAGAUGAGUUAAUCUUCCAACAAAGACGUGCAACAGUGUCUGUUUAGAGAACUGGAUUUCUACUAAAUUCAUUUUGCUGAGAAAAUAACUACACACGCCUCAGAGCAUCAGUUAUUCCUCUGUCAAGGACAAUAACAUUUGGAAUAAACAUUCAUAUUUUGAUUCCUAUACAACCUUCAGUGGAUAUUUUAUCUCAGAGCAAUGGUGCUGCUUGAAGAUCAGGAAUGUGGGGUCUGCUACCUGCGUUAUUCCCGUACAGACCGCAUUCCCAGAAUGCUGCACUGUAACCACACUUUCUGCACAUCCUGUUUGGAGACAAUGGGACUUUAUUACAGUGGUCUGCGCACCAUUCGCUGUCCUCUCUGUCGCCAAGUGACCUGUGUGGACCGUGGGCUUAGUUUGCAGGAGGCGCUUUUUGUCGAUAGCCGAGUGUGGGACCGCAUUUUUGACAACGAAGAGGAGGCAGAGGAUGAGAGAGUGCAGGAAAAGGAGGAAGAGGGGGAAAACUGUGAAAUACAGGUGCUUCCCUCAACAAAGGCUAAAAGUCCAGUUCCAAAAGAACAGAGACCUAAACUUCGGUUCCCGUCUUUUCUGAAGAGAAUGGUUUUCUUUAGGCACCCUGAAGAGAGGAUUGUUCCCAGCUGCAAUGUAAUAAUGAUGUCAUGGCGAAAGCUGUAAUCAGAAGAGGUAUUUCAAAAAUGGGACAAGUACACACAGACUAUGUAAACACUGGAUCAACAGUAUGAAUGAACUUUCUCCAUCUGUUUUGCUCCUUUUAUUAAAUCGGUAUGCUAUGUGCUAAUUAAACCCAUCACGCUGAAAAAGCAGAAGCAUCAGUCAGCUCUGGACAAGGUCGCUUAAACAAAUACAAUCCCCUCCAUGUGUUUCCCUGAUGACAUUUUCCACUUGAAUAGCUGCAAGUCUAAAUCCUGCACUUCCAUCCGAGGGGAACUUCUCAUUAGAUAUUCCACCCUUAAUCCGUCCCAGCUGUCCCGAUAGGGAGAGAGAGCCCAGAUGCGAAACAAGACUUGGAGCAGAUGGCAUCUUAAGGAAGACUUUCACCUGAUGUGAAUCACGCCCAUGGCUCAAACAGACUCUUUAAGUUAUUAUAAGCUUUGUUUUAUUUAUGCAAUUUACAAUUAUUGUAAAUUAAAAAAUUGUGUUAUUGAUCCCUUUCUCCCUU
This is a messenger RNA of Misgurnus anguillicaudatus (oriental weatherfish), 1275 nucleotides long. RefSeq lists its product as uncharacterized. Gene Ontology annotation, biological process: protein ubiquitination. The record is from RefSeq and is a predicted model, not a curated record. Gene Ontology annotation, molecular function: ubiquitin protein ligase activity. NCBI's taxonomy places the organism in Eukaryota, Metazoa, Chordata, Actinopteri, Cypriniformes, Cobitidae.